AUUAAAAGUUGGCGCGGACACCAUUAGAGUACUUUCGUUUCUUUGAGUAGGCCUAUUCAUUCUGACAUGGGAAUUACCGGCCUAACCAAACUGCUGGGAGAUUAUGCACCGUCUUCAAUGAAAGAAAAUGAAAUAAAGAAUUUCUUCGGAAGGAAGGUGGCAAUUGACGCAUCCAUGAGCAUAUACCAGUUUCUCAUCGCAGUCAGACAAGACGGAUCACAGCUAACCAAUGAGGAGGGAGAAACCACAAGUCACUUGAUGGGUAUGUUCUACAGAACUAUACGGAUGGUGGAGAAUGGCAUCAAACCUGUUUAUGUUUUUGAUGGUAAACCACCAGACAUGAAAUCAGGGGAGCUUGCCAAAAGAAAAGAAAAGCGAGAUGAGGUCCAAAAGGAGUUGGAAAGGGCAGAAGAAGCAGGAGAUGAAGAAAAUGUAGAUAAAUUCAGUCGUCGAUUGGUGAAAGUCACAAGGGAACACAACGAUGAAUGUAAAAAGUUGUUGCACCUGAUGGGCAUUCCUUACGUGGAGGCUCCGUGCGAGGCUGAAGCGCAGUGUGCAGCGCUGGUCAAGGCUGGAAAAGUGUUUGCGACUGGCACAGAAGACAUGGACUCGCUGACCUUUGGGUCCACUGUUGUUCUGCGUCAUUUGACUUUCAGUGAAGCAAGGAAAUUACCAAUCAAAGAAUAUCAACUGAACAAGAUUUUGGAAGAAUUGAAUCUCACUCAAGAUGAGUUCAUUGACCUGUGCAUUCUGCUUGGAUGUGACUACUGUGAUUCAAUCAGAGGCAUUGGACCUAAACGAGCUAUUGAGUUGAUUAAACAGCAUAGAAAUAUUGAAGAAAUAAUUAAACACCUUGACAAAAAGAAGUAUACCAUACCUGAAGAUUGGAUGUACAAAGAAGCACGUAAAUUAUUUCAACAACCAGAAGUAGCUGAUCCUGAUCAACUGGAGUUAAAAUGGAGUGAUCCAGAUGAGGAAGGGCUUGUAGAGUUUAUGGUCAAGCAAAAAAGCUUUAAUGAAGAGAGAAUCAGAAAUGGAGCCAAAAAACUCUUGAAAGCGAGGCAAGGGACAACACAGGGCCGCAUGGAUUCCUUCUUCUCUGUUGUCACUACAUCUAAAACCACCAAGAGAAAGGCUGAAGAGCCAAAAGGAUCACAAAAGAAGAAAGGCAAACCUAACUUUAAAAAAGCUAAAUAGCCACUUGCAGCAAUACACAGCCAUAGAGUUCGC
This is a messenger RNA of Physella acuta, 1230 nucleotides long. Its product is annotated as flap endonuclease 1. NCBI's taxonomy places the organism in Eukaryota, Metazoa, Mollusca, Gastropoda, Physidae. Gene Ontology annotation, cellular component: nucleus. The record is from RefSeq and is a predicted model, not a curated record. Gene Ontology annotation, molecular function: RNA-DNA hybrid ribonuclease activity; DNA binding; 5'-3' exonuclease activity.